GUCGUUCAAGACCUCCUAUUUAACCGGCAUCACUAAUGGUGACAUUCGCCAAGUUGACCACAACGCCAAAGUCGAGCAACCCGUGGUGGCAGAGACUAAUACUACUGAACUUCCUUGUCGUUUUCCGACUGUCGGCAGUGUCGAGCGGAAGACCGGGCUUCUAUCUGUAUGCUAUCGACCGUAUCGUGCGGACGUCGUGCUACCUCGUGCCUAAUCAAAUCUCCUGCAUUCGUUGCCAAAUGAGCUCGGCGCAAAGGCCCAAGGGCUUAAGGUCCCUAGUUAAUACCCGGAUGACGUGCGUCCAGCGCCCUACGAUUCCCACUUUUUUGCCAAACGUUGACUUGCCUUUGUCUGGUGUAUCGGCGGUGCUCGAGGUGGCCGCCUCGAAAGUUCUCCGCUGCAUAUUCCAAAUCGCGUCGGGUUCGGAAGUAAUUGUCGUACUCUAAUGAUCUUUCGUCCGACGAUUAGCACGACUUUGCUUCCGUCCCCUUCAGCUUCAAUCAUUCUUAUGCAGUAGUUCCGGGUACCCUCGGGUACCCAACAGCCUUGCCUGCGGAGCUUGGCAUGUGUGUUUUGAGUCCUCUUGUCCUUACUUGCUCCUCAUGCGUGACCCCCGGUCU
This is a messenger RNA of Pisolithus orientalis, 620 nucleotides long. RefSeq lists its product as uncharacterized. NCBI's taxonomy places the organism in Eukaryota, Fungi, Basidiomycota, Agaricomycetes, Boletales, Pisolithaceae. The record is from RefSeq and is a predicted model, not a curated record. The transcript is spliced from 2 exons. The coding region runs from base 36 to 446 and encodes 136 amino acids.